AGCAAACAUUUCUAAAGGAAUAUACUGUGUGAGUGUAGUAGAGAUUGGGAGAAGUUGUGUUUGACAUCUUUAGACACACCCACUAAUCCAACACUCGUCUGAUGUCAGGAGUAUCCAGUGUCACUCGCAGGUCCUGGAACAUCUUUCUCUUUUAGGCUGGAUUUCCAGUACAUGGUGAAUUUCAUUUGUUAGCUUCAAUCCUGCUCUGCCAAAUCUCACAGCAUGUCGGGUGCCUACGAUGAGUCCGCCAUGUCCGACGAGACCACAGACAGUUUCUGGGAGGUUGGGAACUACAAGCGUACGGUAAAGCGAAUCGAGGAUGGCCAUCGACUCUGCAAUGACAUGAUGAGUUGCAUACAGGAGCGUGCCAAGAUCGAGAAGGCCUAUGCCCAGCAGCUCACCGACUGGUCUAAGAGGUGGAGGCAGCUCGUGGAGAGAGGGCCGCAGUACGGUUCUCUGGAGAGAGCCUGGUUAGCUGUGAUGACAGAAGCAGAAAAAGUGAGCGAGUUGCAUCAAGAGGUGAAAAAUAACCUGCUGAACGAGGACUUAGAGAAGGUGAAGAACUGGCAGAAAGAUGCCUACCACAAACAAAUGAUGGGCGGAUUCAAAGAAACCAAAGAGGCGGACGAGGGUUUCAGGAAAGCCCAGAAACCAUGGGCCAAAAAACUCAAAGAGUUGGAAACAGCAAAGAAAACAUACCAUAUGGCCUGCAAGGAAGAAAAAAUUGCAUCUACAAGGGAGGCCAAUAGCAAAGGAGAGGCGUCAGUCACAUCAGAUCAGCAAAAGAAACUACAAGAGAAGGUGGACAAGUGCAAAAAUGACGUUCAGAAGGCCAAAGAGAAAUACGAGAAGACCCUUGAUGAGCUCAGCAAGUGCACGCCGCAGUACAUGGAGAACAUGGAGGUCGUGUUCGAGUCGUGCCAGCAGUUUGAGGAGAAGAGGCUGAACUUCCUCCGCGAGGUGCUUCUGGAUGUCAAACGCCAUCUUAACCUCACUGAGAGCCAAAGCUAUGCCGCAGUCUACCGGGAACUGGAGCGUACCAUCACCUCAGCCAGCGCCCAAGAAGACCUCAAGUGGUUCAGCAGCGUCCACGGGCCCGGCAUGCACAUGAACUGGCCACAGUUUGAGGAGUUCAACCCAGAACUGAGCCACUCCAUUAAUAAGAAAGAGAAGGUGAAGAGGAACCAUGAUGGAGUCACGUUGACUCACGUCACGCAUGGUGUAGAUCAGGGCACACCGAAGUCUGGAGACCGGGGCAGCGUGAGCAGUUACGAGAAGAACCAGCAGUAUUCUGCCGAGUGGUCUGAUGACGAGCAGCCGCCUGCCGCCCGACCAGCCAGUGAAACUAAUGGUGGUGAAAAUCCAUUCGAUGAGGAGAGUAAAGGAGUGCGAGUGAGAGCGCUGUAUGACUACGAUGGCCAAGAACAAGACGAGCUCACAUUUAAAGCUGGAGACGAGCUGACCAAACUGGAAGAUGAGGACGAGCAGGGUUGGUGCAAAGGCCGACUGGACAGCGGUCAGCUAGGCUUGUACCCGGCUAACUACGUGGAGCCCAUUUAGUUGCCUCAUGCGGUGAAGAAGGCCUUAAAGACUUACCCCACGCUGCUCGAAUGCGAGAUUCCGGAGAAACUAUUUCCUUGCCUGAUUGACUUGCUGAGAAGCUUUACGCAGCAUUUCUUUAAUACCGUAACGAAAACCUACAGCAUCCAAAACACAUAUCGAAUCCCAGCGAGAGCAGGGAAUGAUUCUGUGCGUCUAUAUAGCCAUGUUCAGUAUGAGUUAUUGUGCUGCUGACAUGUGUUUGCGUAUGGUCUUCUGUAACAAUAUUAAUGUACUGACGUCCAUGAAGCCUAGCAUAGCAAGAAUCAGCUAUGCAAUGUGUAUACUAGACUUUUAUUUUGAAGUGAAAUGUUCUGUGUUGAACCUAGUGAACAUGAAACAGCAUUUCGCUUACAUAAUCUGACGUAUUUAUGUGUGAAAUAAGAUAUUCAAUGAGAACAAAUUUAGGGUGGGGCUUGAUUCUAUGUUAAUUGGAUUGUGAAAAGUGGGCGUUGCCAGAAUGGAUUGGAGGGGAGGGGGUUAAAAUUUAAAGGGAUUGGUGACAUCAUUCAACAAGGAGAGUUGAUGUGGAGGUGGAGCAUUUUAAAAUUUAUUUUUCUCAAUAAAUUGUGUACAAUAAGACCAGAAAUAUGUGUUAACAAAGUAAAUAGGGUCAGUUUUGGAUAUAUGUUUGCUUUAAUGCAAGAUGUGUCAGGAUUUUUGUCAAUUUUUUUCAUCAAGUGCAAAUUAUGCCUCAAAACACAUUAAAUGCACGUUUCCAUUUUUUUUUUUUUUUUUUAAAUCUUUUGUUUUUCCGGCCAUUUUAAGAACCUGUAAAGAGCCUGUGAACAAAUUGUAAGUUUUCACUUUAAAGAGGAGUGAAACUUUUUUUUAAAUAUCCUGAUUCUAAAGGAUUGCUGAUGGAAUUUUUGUCUUAAUUUGGAAUAGAUCCAGAAUGAAUCAGAACUGAGAUUCUAAAAGAAAAAGAAGUUUAGUUUAUCUAGUGCAUAAUUAUAAUUUUUUUAAUCUUUUAAAAAAAGCAUUUUUUUUUAUUUUUUUUUUAUUAAAUCAUUAUAAAAAUUCUUCAUUUUUUUUUACUCCGGAUAUUAGUUAUGAUGUCAUGACCAUUGAACUGUGUGGUUCACAGUGAUAUCUGGACACAUGCUAUUGAAAAGUAUGUUCAAAUGCUUUUAAGUAUUUCUUCUGCCCUUUUGUCUCUUUAUGUAAAUGGGAAUGUCUUUUAACAUGCAAUCCAUAACUUAUGUAGCACAACAAUAAUAAUUUUGUUUGUCAUAUGUUUUUAACACUGUAGCUUUGUUUUUAGUGUGGGAGCUCACUCGGGCUCAGCUGUAAUGGAUUGUGUCUUUAAGAGCAGGAUGGAGGAGGUGAUGUGUGCGUGUGUAUAUACUGUAUGUUUAGACUGGACUGAUGUGUUCUACUCUUCAUGUCAGUGUAGUAACUGUUCCAUUCAAGUUCACAAUAAAAAUGAUUACAAAGCU
Molecule: messenger RNA, 3038 nt
Organism: Megalobrama amblycephala (Wuchang bream)
Lineage: Eukaryota; Metazoa; Chordata; Actinopteri; Cypriniformes; Xenocyprididae
Gene: pacsin1b
Product: protein kinase C and casein kinase substrate in neurons 1b
Exons: 10
Coding region: 223-1560 (445 amino acids)
Biological process (GO): neuron projection morphogenesis; cytoskeleton organization; actin filament organization
Cellular component (GO): endosome; plasma membrane; cytoplasm
Molecular function (GO): phospholipid binding; protein binding
Source: RefSeq, a predicted model, not a curated record